AUGAGUGGCGUUGGGGAAUCCAGAUCGGAGCUUUUGAGUUGGCUUAAUGAGCUCCUCAAGCUAAACUACGUGAAGAUUGAGCAAUGUGGCACGGGAGCAGCAUACUGCCAAAUCAUCGAUUCGAUAUAUCGAGAUGUACCGAUGCACAGAGUGAAAUUCAAUGCCACGGCUGAAUACGAGUUUUUAACAAACUUCAAGAUCUUACAGAGCAGUUUCACGAAGCAUCGGCUCGAGAAAACGAUUUUAGUGGAGAAACUGGUCAGAUGCCGAUUUCAAGACAACUUGGAGUUCCUGCAAUGGCUCAAGAAGUUCUGGGUUCAAAACAAGGAUGAAAGCGAAUACGAUGCAGAAUCGAGGAGGAAAUAUCGUGCGCCAGCGCCCGCUGGAGGGGCAGCACUGUCGCAAUCUGCACCAAGUUUGUCGGGCGGCGCAAGCAGUGUUGUCAAAAGGCGCACAGGUGGCGCCUUGCGAGGGUCCACGGCAGUGCCGCCGCGGACAGCAGCUCUUGGGAGGUCUUCAGCGCCUCUUGCAACACGCAAAGCUUUCAAUGAGCAGCUUCUUAACACCCAGGCACAACUCUCUCAGACCCAACAGGACAUGGAAAAGCUACAGAAGGAAGCGGCACAGUAUCGGGAGGCCAUGGCUAUAAUGGAAAGAGAGCGUGAUUUUUACUUUGGAAAGCUUAGGGAUAUCGAAAUUCUGUCGCAGUCAACCAAAGAUCUGUGCAAAGAAGGCGUGUAUUCCUCCGAUCCAAACGAGCUGGUGCGGUUCCUGGACAAGGUGCAGCAGAUCCUUUACGCAACAGAAGAAGGCUUCGAGGUGGUUGAAGAGUAUCCGAGCGAUGGAAAUCUUAGAGAUCCAGUAAUAAAUAAUAUUAGUACCGCACCGGAUCCAAUGGAAGUCAAGCACCAACCAGCUCAUAACUUAAUCACGGAUGAGGAAACAUUCUAA
This is a messenger RNA of Lachancea thermotolerans CBS 6340, 951 nucleotides long. RefSeq names its product microtubule-binding protein BIM1 (gene BIM1). Lineage: Eukaryota; Fungi; Ascomycota; Saccharomycetes; Saccharomycetales; Saccharomycetaceae. The record is from RefSeq and is a predicted model, not a curated record. Gene Ontology annotation, cellular component: microtubule plus-end; cytoplasmic microtubule; microtubule organizing center. Gene Ontology annotation, biological process: protein localization to microtubule plus-end; spindle assembly; regulation of microtubule polymerization or depolymerization. The transcript has a single exon. The coding region runs from base 1 to 951 and encodes 316 amino acids. Gene Ontology annotation, molecular function: microtubule plus-end binding.